Molecule: messenger RNA, 1420 nt
Organism: Bicyclus anynana (squinting bush brown)
Lineage: Eukaryota; Metazoa; Arthropoda; Insecta; Lepidoptera; Nymphalidae
Product: thymidylate kinase
Exons: 6
Coding region: 202-828 (208 amino acids)
Biological process (GO): dTDP biosynthetic process; dTTP biosynthetic process; dUDP biosynthetic process
Cellular component (GO): mitochondrion; cytosol; cytoplasm
Molecular function (GO): ATP binding; dTMP kinase activity
Source: RefSeq, a predicted model, not a curated record
GAUUCGGGCUUCGGCAAAUGUCAUUAGAUAAAAAAACUAAAAACUUAAAAAGUUAUUACUAUUUACUAUUGGUACAACUAUCUUUUGUGUAAAGGAAAGCAAAUUGAAAUAAUAUUUAUAAUUCCCAGGCCCAGGACAGUAAAAUAACUCUAAUCUAACACUUCUAAAGUUACCCAUUCAUUUAUAGUUUUGAAAAUCAUAAUGGUUAUGAAACGAGGAGCUUUCAUAGUUAUCGAAGGUGUGGAUAGAACCGGGAAGACCACGCAGUGUAAAAAAUUGGUUGAAAGUCUGUGUAGCAGAGAUAUACCAGCUGAGUACACAAACUUUCCAAAUAGGACAACAGAAAUUGGAAAACUAAUCAACAGUUAUAUUUCAUCAAAAAAAGAGUUACCUAAUGAAGCUGUUCACCUAUUAUUCUCGGCCAACCGUUGGGAAGUAGCCAACAACUUGACCAAGAUGCUAGAAAAUGGCACCACAGUCAUUGUGGACCGGUAUUGCUUCUCUGGCGUUGCCUAUUCUGCUGCUAAAGGACUGGAUAUAAAUUGGUGCAAGGCACCAGAUGCAGGUCUGCCAAAGCCUGAUAAAGUGUUCUUCCUCAAUUUGUCACUAGAGAGUGCUCAAAAGAGGAAUGGCUUUGGAACUGAAAGGUACGAAGUGCUAGAUUUCCAAAAAAAAGUAGCCGAUACAUUUAUGCAGCUGAAAGAAGACAACUGGGAAGUGUUGGAUGCUAGCAGGUCCAUGGAGAUAAUACAAGAUGAGUUGCUACAAAAAAUAAAAUCUAUUGUAGAAAAUGUUGGAAGCAAACCAAUCGAAAAAAUAUGGUUAUAGCCACUGUAGCAUACAAGUAGAAACAAUGAGAGAGACUACAAGAGUAUAGUAAUUUAAAUUUUUGGAAAAAUUAAUACGCACACCACAAUUUUAUUUGUUUUAAAAUUCAAAAAAACUGCAUUUACAAAUCACACCGACAAUCAUAAUAGUUUAAAAAAACUAUAUUCUAGAUUUAUGUAAAAAAACUUGGAUUUCUCUUAAAAUAUUGUAAUGGGAGCUCUGUAGGGGCUUUUGGAUUUCGCGAGUUCGCGGCAGAUUAACAUUUGAAUGUUGUUAAAUAUCUCCAUUUUGAAUGAAAUGACGUAAUCUGCAGAAUUCCAAAAUCUGGAAUAAUUGAAGUACUUCAAAAAAAGCUUAUAUUAUUCUUAUUACUUCACCUAAUAAACUAAUAGCUCCCGCGACGAGUUUCCAUUUAGCUUCAACAGGCUCCGCUAUUGACCCAAUAAUAAUAAUAAGUCUGGAAAGUUCGUUGAUGACACUCCCAUGAUAUGCGGGCGACGAGGGAAAAUACUGCGCGGGUGUGAAAUCGUGGGUGCGGGGAAGUGAGGUGCAUCAGUCGUGGAUUUUUCAUUUAUCACUACACGCCCCCCGG